AUGAAAUCACUUUCAAUUGCAUUUUUUGUUCUCGUGCUUCUCGUCCUUGUUACCUCAAACUCGGAGGCUGCAAUCUCAUGCACUGAUGUGAUUAAGGACUUGAAACCUUGUGUGAGCUACUUGGUUAGUGGAAGUGGACAACCACCAAGUGAAUGUUGCACUGGAGCUAAAUCUCUUGCCUCUUCUGUAUCAACAUCUGAGGAUAAAACAGCUGCUUGCAACUGCAUCAAAUCUACUGCCAAGAGUUUCAAAAUCAACUCACAGUUGGCUCAGUCUCUUCCAGGAAACUGUGGAAUAAACCUUCCAAUCAGCAUCUCCCCAGAUGCAGAUUGUUCCAAGAUUGGUUAA
Vicia faba (fava bean) is the source of this 348-nucleotide messenger RNA. The record is from the annotation of a GenBank genome assembly. Lineage: Eukaryota; Viridiplantae; Streptophyta; Magnoliopsida; Fabales; Fabaceae.